AUGGAUUUUUGGCUAACAGAUCCCGAUAGAAAUAUUCUUUUUCAACAACAACCUCCAAUUUAUCCAACAGAUCAUCAACAAAUUGAGAGUGAUUCUAUAAUUACAGUAAAUAUCACUGAACGAUAUCAAACAAUGGAUGGAUUUGGUUUUGCAUUAACUGGUGGUAGUGCUUUACAUUUGUAUAAUCUUGAUAAUAGAACACGUGAAUUAAUUUUACAAGAAUUAUUCGGUCUAGAAAAUAAUAGUAUUGGUAUUAGUUAUUUACGUUUAAGUAUUGGAUCUUCAGAUUUAAAUGAAGUAGUCUUUUCUUAUGAUGAUCUUAAUUCAGGUGAAACAGAUGUUAAUAUGACUCAUUUUACAUUAGAUACUGAUCGAAUGUACUUAAUACCUGUACUAAAAGAAAUUUUAACGAUUAAUCCUCAAAUUCAACUUCUAGGUUCACCUUGGUCACCACCAAUCUGGAUGAAAACUAAUCAUAAUAGUGUUGGAGGAAAUCUAUUAACACAAGAUUAUGAUGCUUAUGCACUUUAUUUUGUUCGUUAUAUUCAAGAGAUGCAAAAGGAAGGCAUUCAAAUUGAUGCAAUCACUAUUCAAAAUGAACCUCUAUAUGGAGGAAAUAAUCCAUCAAUGGUUAUGCAGCCAGAAGAGGAAGCUAAUUUUAUAAAAAAUUAUUUAGGUCCAGCAUUUCGUAAAAAUUCUAUAGAAACUAGAAUCAUCAUUUAUGAUCAUAAUCCAGAUCGAAUUGAUUAUCCAAUAACAGUUCUUGCAGAUCAACAAGCAAGAGAAUAUAUAGAUGGAUCUGCAUUUCAUAUGUAUGGCGGUAGUAUUGAUGCUUUAUCUGAUGUUCAUAAUGCUCAUCCAGAUAAAAAUAUUUAUUUUACUGAACAAUGGAUUAGUGCACCUGGAUAUUUAAAAGGCGAUUUAGGUUGGCAUGUUAAAACCUUAAUUGUUGGUGCAACAAGAAACUGGGCACGAAAUGUUCUUGAAUGGAAUUUGGCAUCAAAUUCUCAAUUAGAACCCCAUACACCGGGUGGAUGUGAUCGAUGUUUAGGUGGAAUAACUAUUGAUGGAAAUGUUGUACGAUCACCAAGAAAUCCAGGUUAUUAUGUAAUUGCACAUGCAGCUAAAUUUGUUCGACCCAAUUCCGUAAGAAUUGAUUCAAAUGUUGUUUCAAACUUAGCAAAUGUUGCUUUUGAACGGAGUGAAGAUGGAAAAAGAGUUUUAAUUGUUCUCAAUGAAAUUGAUCAGGGACAAACAACUAUUGAAAUUCAUUCUGAUGAUAAAGUUUAUCAAGUUUCACUUAAUGGUGGAAGUGUUGGAACAUUUAUUUGGUAA
Messenger RNA from Rotaria sp. Silwood2, 1335 nucleotides. Lineage: Eukaryota; Metazoa; Rotifera; Eurotatoria; Philodinida; Philodinidae. The record is from the annotation of a GenBank genome assembly.